This is a messenger RNA of Trifolium pratense (red clover), 3633 nucleotides long. RefSeq names its product structural maintenance of chromosomes protein 6B-like. The coding region runs from base 239 to 3415 and encodes 1058 amino acids. Gene Ontology annotation, cellular component: site of double-strand break; Smc5-Smc6 complex; nucleus. Gene Ontology annotation, molecular function: damaged DNA binding; single-stranded DNA binding; ATP binding. NCBI's taxonomy places the organism in Eukaryota, Viridiplantae, Streptophyta, Magnoliopsida, Fabales, Fabaceae. The record is from RefSeq and is a predicted model, not a curated record. Gene Ontology annotation, biological process: double-strand break repair via homologous recombination; chromosome organization. The transcript is spliced from 28 exons.
AACUUUGCCAUUUUUGGAGUAUAGGGGCUUGAAAAAUCUCAAUCGGAUACAGCCUCUAAAACCUACAUACUGGUAACUGGGUAUUUGGCGCGCAAACCCUACUGCCUACUUGUCCUCUACUCUUCUUCUCUACAAAUGCAGUGACACCUGUUCGUUUUCCUCCGUACGCUUCUUUUUCUUCUCUUCGCGCAAACAAUCGUUCACUUCGAUUCUAGUUCUCCAAAGGGAACAUUCUAGAAUGAAGCGUGCAAGAACUACAGAAGAUUCUACCUUUUCUAGGGUUUCACCAUCUCUUGAAGCUGGAAUCAUCAAGAAGCUUCGGUUAGAGAAUUUUAUGUGCCAUUCAAACCACGAAACUGUAUUUGGAAACCACGUUAAUCUCAUCACUGGUCAAAAUGGAAGUGGUAAAAGUGCAAUACUUACUGCAUUAUGUGUUGCAUUUGGUUGUCGAGCUAAAGGGACUCAAAGAGCAUCUACUUUGAAGGAUUUCAUUAAAACUGGUUCUAGUAAUGCUGUCAUCCAUGUUGAAAUUCAAAAUGAAGGAGAGGAUGCUUUCAAGCCUGAAAUAUAUGGCGAUGUUAUCAUUGUAGAACGUAGGAUAUCUGAAUCCACAAGCUCUAUUAUAUUGAAAGAUUGCCAAGGAAGGAAAGUUUUCAAUCGGAAAGCAGAUCUACUAGAAAUCAUUGAACAUUUCAAUAUUGAUGUGGAGAACCCGUGUGUGAUUAUGAGUCAAGACAAAAGCCGAGAAUUUCUGCAUUCCGGGAAUAACAAAGAUAAAUUUAAGUUCUUUUACAAGGCCACACUUCUUCAGCAAGUCAAUGAUCUUCUGGAAAGCAUUUCUGCUGAAAUAACCUCUGCACGUUCAAUAGUUGAAGAUUUAGGGUCUGCAAUAAGACCUAUAGAGAAAGAACUCAUUGAGCUGCAAGUUAAAAUUAAAACGAUGGAACAUAUUGAACAAAUUUCUGUAGAGGUUCAGCAAUUAAAAAAGAAACUUGCAUGGUCAUGGGUUUAUGAUGUGGACAAGAAACUCGAGGAUCAAAAUGUAAGGAUUCAAAAGCUGAAGGAUCGGGUUCCUUUAUGCCAAGCUAGGAUUGAUAAACAACUGCAUCUGCUUGAUAAAUUAAGUGAAAGCUGCUCUAAGAAGAAAGCUGAAAUUGAAAGUAUGAUGUCAUCCCAAGUUAAACAAAUGAAGGAAAAUUUGAGCCACUCUAUGUCCUUGGCAAAAAAAGAAGCAUUUGCACUUCAGCAAGACAGCAAAUGCAAAGCUAGUAAAAUACAGAAGAUGGUACAACAGCUCAAAACGCUUGAACUACAAGUGCAGGAUAUUCAUGAGCAGCAUGUGAAAAAUACCCAGGCCGAAGAAUCUGACAGGGAAGAAAAACUGAAGGGGCUUAAAGACGAGGUUAAAGCUGCUGAAUCAGAAUUGGAAAGAUUGAAAGAAGCAGAGGCUACAUUAAUGAACGACAUUAAUAGGCAAAAUGACGACAUCCGAAGCAUUGCUAAUAAGAUCCAAGAUCAUGAAAAGAAGUAUAGUGAUAUCAUCUAUAAUCUUCGUGGUCUUCAACAACAACAAAGCAACAAGAUCACAGCAUUUGGAGGAAAUAAAGUGUUGAGUUUGUUAGAAAAAAUUGAGAGAUGUCAUCGAAGGUUUAAGAUGCCUCCCAUUGGUCCAAUUGGCGCCCAUCUGAAGUUGCUUAAUGGUGAUAAAUGGGCGGUUGCUGUUGAAUAUGCCAUUGGGAGAUUGCUCAAUUCUUUUAUAGUGACUGAUCACAAGGACUUUCGUCUUCUGAAACAAUGUGCGAAGGAAGCAAAUUAUGGUCAUCUUCAAAUUAUUAUUUAUAAUUUUUCAACCCCAAGGUUGAUGAUACCAGAGCACAUGCUUCCUAAUACAAACCAUCCAUCAACACUUUCCAUCUUACAAUGCGAGAAUCACACUGUGUUUAAUGUCCUAGUGGAUCAGGGAAAUGUUGAGAGACAAGUGCUUGUUAACGACUAUAAUACUGGGAAAGUGGUUGCAUUUGAGGAAAGGAUCCGAAAUCUGAAGGAGGUCUUUACUGUGGAUGGAUGUAAAAUGUUUUCUCGAGGUCCGGUAGAGACAACUCUUCCUCCAAAGAGGAACCAAGUAUAUGGUCGUCUAAGUAGUUCUGUUGAAGGUGACAUUGAGAAACUUCAUAAUGAUGCAUCUAAUGAACAAAAAGCAGCAAAUGACUAUAAAAGGGAUAAAAGAGGUGCAGAGGUCAAGCUUGAGGAUCUUGACAAGAAGAUGAGGUCUAUAAAGAUAUUACGUGUUGAUGCUGGAAAAAGUUUUUCUUCGAAGAAGCUAUUUUUGGAGGAUGCAAUGCUUCAACAAGCUGCUGAAAGUAGCCUGCCACCUUUGUCCUCAGUUGAUGAGAUUGGUGAAGAAAUUUCAGAAAUAAACAAAAAAAUAAAAGAAGAGCAGGUGUUGUUAGAAGGCCUUGAGAAGAGGAGGCUUGAAGCAGAGAGAAAAGCUAGUGAUCUUAAAGUAAAAGUUGACGAAUUGUGUGAAUCAGCGAACCAUGAACAUGCUUCCCUUGAGAAAGCUGAGACUGAACUUCUAGAGAUUGAGAGACAAAUAGAUUCAGCGAAGGAGACGAAGGUUCACUACGAUAAUGUCAUGAAAGACAAGGUCCUGCAUGAUAUUAAGGAGGCAGGGAAGCACUAUCUAGAGCUUACAAAAAGGCGUGAGGAAAAUUUUGAAAAGGCUUCCGUAAUUUGCUGUCAGAAUGAACUUGCUUCAUUAGGAGGUUGUGAUGGGAUUACCCCAGAGGAAAUCAGUGCCGAAUUAGAAAGUCUUAAUCGCACACUUAGACGUGAGAGCCUAAGAUACUCUGAAUCAAUUGAUGAUCUACGGAUGUUAUAUGAGAAAAAACAACGGAAGAUUAUAAAAAGGCAGCAAGUUUAUAAAGCCCUUUGUCAGAAACUAGAUGCUUGCCAGAAUGCUUUAGAGUUUCGAAGGAGAAAGUUUCAGACAAAUGCAGCCAAUCUCAAGCAGCAACUGUCUUGGAAAUUUAAUGGCCAUUUGAGGAAAAAGGGGAUCAGUGGACUUAUCAAAGUUGAUUAUGAAAAUAUGGCCUUAUCGGUUGAGGUACAGAUGCCCCAAGAUACAUCAAACAGAGCUGUUCGGGACACAAGGGGGCUUUCAGGUGGGGAGCGCUCCUUUUCAACUUUGUGCUUUGCAUUAGCCCUUCAUGAAAUGACAGAGUCCCCAUUUAGAGCAAUGGAUGAAUUUGAUGUCUUUAUGGAUGCAGUAAGCCGAAAAAUUAGCAUGGACACUCUGAUUGAUUAUGCUGCGGCACAAGGAUCCCAGUGGAUAUUGAUCACCCCGCACGAUACUAGCUUGGUUAAGGGAGGAGGCAGGGUAAAGAAGAUGCAAAUGGCAGCUCCCCGUUCUUGAUCAUAUGUGUGAUUUUCUUUAUUUAUGACAACUUGAAGCCUAUUUGUGAAAAUCUUUUUAGAUUCUCCAUCUGUAAUUUAUUUAUUUAUUCUUUUUUAUUAGGUUUCAUUUCUAAUUAUGUUUUUAUUGUGUUAGUGAGAGCUUGCUUGUUGAAGCAAAAGCAUACAUUUAUAGUCAUAUUUUUAAUUAAUGUAAAUAGUUAAAUUAUUUACAAGUCA